Molecule: messenger RNA, 1485 nt
Organism: Merops nubicus (carmine bee-eater)
Lineage: Eukaryota; Metazoa; Chordata; Aves; Coraciiformes; Meropidae
Gene: MOSPD2
Product: motile sperm domain containing 2
Exons: 13
Coding region: 115-1485 (456 amino acids)
Source: RefSeq, a predicted model, not a curated record
CUAGAUAAAUCAGAUAAAUACGAUUCUAGAGAUGUGGAAAGACUUCAGCAAGAUGAUAAAUGGGUUGAAAAUUAUCUGCUUUGGCGUCAUGAUGUGGUGGAUGAUGCAUUAAAGAUGAUUGAUGUAAGCUUUCAGUGGAGGAAAGAAUAUACAGUUAAUGACCUGACAGAAUCUGUCCUUCCAAAAUGGCUAUUUGAAAGUGGUUCUAUCUUUCUGCAUGGAUAUGAUAAAGAGGGCUAUAAAUUAUUUUGGUUCAGAGUGAAACAUCAUAUAAAAGAUGCUAAACAGCAACUUGACAAAAAGAAACUGGUAGCUUUUUGGUUAGAACAUUAUGCCAAGAGAGAUCACGGAAAGCCUUUAACGGUGGUAUUUGACAUGUCUGAAACUGGAAUCAGCCACAUAGACUUGGAUUUUGUUCGGUUUAUUGUCAACUGUUUUACAGAUUAUUACCCAAACUUCCUCACAAAAAUAGUGAUUUUUGAAAUGCCAUGGAUAAUGAAUGCUGCUUUUAAAAUUGUGAAGGGUUGGCUUGGCCCAGAUGCAAUCAGCAUGUUGAAGUUCACGAACAAGAGUGAUGUACAGGAGUACAUCGGUGGAGAGUAUCUGCCACCUCACAUGGGUGGAACUGAUUCUUUCAAAUACAGUUAUCCCCCAUUGGUUGAUGAUGACUUUCAAACACCUUUAUGUGAAAAUGGGCCCAUUACUAGUGAAGAUGAGCAUGAAAGUAAAGAAGAGAUAGAUACAGACACCAAGGAUGCUGGAGAGCUGAAUGAAGAACAAAACCUUAAUCAGAAAAAGAUGAAUUCUAUAGAACAAAUUUCCAAAUCAGAGGAAACUGACAAAACAGAGAUCAAACCAAAAAAUGCAAAGAAAGCAUUAACCACUUUUAAAGGACCUUUAUUACAUAUCAGCCCAGCAGAAGAGCUAUAUUUUGGGUCCAAAGAAACCGGAGAGAAGAAAUGUUUGAUAGUUCUCACAAAUGUCACUAAAAACAUAGUAGCUUUUAAGGUGAGAACAACUGCUCCUGAAAAAUACAGAGUUAAGCCCAGUAACAGCAGCUGUGAACCUGGCACAUCACUAGAUAUAAUAGUGUCUCUUCAUGGUGGUUUUGCAGCUUCUCUGCAGGACCGUUUCCUUAUAAUGGCAGCAGAAAUGGAACAGUCUUCUGGAGCAGGUGUGCCAGAACUGACUCAGUUUUGGAAGGAAGUCCCAAGAACCAAAGUGAUGGAACAUAGGCUCAGAUGUCACGUUGUAGAAAGUAGUAAGCCUUCUUCUUUGACAUUGAAAGAGAACACAUUUAGUAGUCCAGCAAAAACCAAUGAAGAUUUACAUAUACAGCUAACUCAUUUACUGCAGAUUAAUAAAAGACUUCAAGAGCAGAUUGAUCGCUGCCUCUGGUUCCAGCAGUUGUCGGUGGUUUUAUCAUUGCUGUCUGUUACUGUUGUUGCCUUCUGCUUCUACCUGGCGUACAGCCAGAGAAGCUGA